Molecule: messenger RNA, 2208 nt
Organism: Mesocricetus auratus (golden hamster)
Lineage: Eukaryota; Metazoa; Chordata; Mammalia; Rodentia; Cricetidae
Gene: CUNH3orf49
Product: chromosome unknown C3orf49 homolog
Exons: 5
Coding region: 1-885 (294 amino acids)
Source: RefSeq, a predicted model, not a curated record
AUGGAGUACCCCCAGCUGUACCGACCUAAACCCCUAAAGCUUGCCUGUGGGAAGAUUGGCCAGUACCGAAGAAUUCAGCAAUCCAAAAGGAAAAAUGGCUCAUUCAAAGGCAAGGGGAUAGAAAGAUGGCAUAGAGCUGUGUCUACCAACUUAGCUAAACAAAAUGUAUUGGUCCCCAAUGAGGAAUCACUGAAUGAAAGUGACUUGGAGUUUCCAGAAAGCCAAAAUUAUCAGAAAAAAAACCUGAUGGAGAAAAUAAAGCAUGCUUUCGGGAAAAUGCUGCCCUGCAAAUGUGGAAGCCAGUCAGCCCGUGCCAGCAGGGAGAGCUCUGCAGGGCAGAGGGAAGCCGCCCUCUCCAACACACAAGGCCUGCUGCCUAGACUUGUCAAGGAGCUUCCAUCCCCCAAGUUGUUUACCAAGCCGAGGAUGAGGAGGCUCUCACAGAACGCAACUAUACAGCUCGAUGUUGUAGAAGCAGAGGCGGAAGAGGUAACAGGAGGAAACCGGCUCCUCCGAGCCAGAAGAACCACCAAGCGGUUAUCUGUGACUUCACUUCCUUCGGGGCUGCAAAAGGUACCAUAUUCAUCAAAAAAGAGACCACACUUUCCAGCACUUAAAAAGAAGAAACGGAGCAUGGAAGGCAUCCUCCAGAAACCAGAUCCAACAGUGGGAAAGCUUCAAUUGCAGGUGGAUGACCUCAUAGAAAGAGUGACUGACAAAUCCAUGAAGCUGCUGGCCCAAAGACAUGCUGAGCUCCAGCAAUGCGAGUUUCUAGGGGCCGAGAUCCUUCAGUCUUCGAAGCAGUUCCAAAGGCUUUCCAAGAGAACCACAAGGAAGUACAAGCUGAGGAGGGCAUGCUUCCCAUGCACCUGCUGCUGCUUCUGAGGACCGAGUUCACAGCCCAGCAGCAAGAGCCUGUCUCAGACAAGGUGGGAGACAAGCAGGGGCCGUCAUGAGCCUGACCUAUGCUACAGCAGGUGCACUCCUCUCACACAAGCACGUAAGCAUGUCUUAUACACACAAGCAGGGGCCGUCAUGAGCCUGACCUAUGCAACAGCAGGUGUACUCCCUCUCACACAAGCACGUAAGCAUGUCUUAUACACACAUGCAGAGAAAUACGUAGUUUUAAAAAUGACUCUAAAGAGCUUGGUGUUGGUGGCACAUGCCUUUAAUCCCAGCACUAGGGAGGCAGAGGCAGAUGGAUCUCUGUGAUUUCAAGGGAGUUCUAGGACAGGCUCCAAAGUAAUACAGAGAAAUUCUGUCUUGAAAAACAAAACAAAAAAGACUCCUAAAGAACAAAAGAGUGGAGAGGAAACAUUUAUUAGCCACAUUUCUCAAGUACUAACAGAGAGAUGCAGAAAAGCAAUGUACCAGCAAUUCUUAACAGUGUGGAACUUUCCCUGUAGUGAACACAUACCACACGUAUUGAUCAUGGCCCCUCUAAAGCCUAUUCAUGGACUUCCUUUUCAAAAGUGGUUCCCGAAUGCAAUCUUCUUAGAAUCCUCAGCUGAUCUUAUAAGGCAACUGUUACCAGUUACCUAAUUUUGAAUAAGCAAAGAUCCAAUUUGAGAAAUUUUAUUAAAUGUUUUCAGAUGUUAAAUUCUACCUUUAAAGAUAAAAAUGCAUUUAAAAAAUACACAUACACCAAACACAUUUCCUUUGUGAAAAGAAAUAUGAGUAAGACACAAAUUAAUAUUUAAAAGCAAAGCAUUUCACUGCCAAAGUCACAGUCAAAGUUGAAGAAUCUCAAAAUGACAACAAACUGAACCCUGUGCGCCCACGCAGCAUUUCACUGCCCCUGCAAAUGGGGAUGGCCGCUGUCUAGGGCUUAGGGUCUGCUUCCAUGGCACUUUCUUGAGUUUCGUCCACCUCUGACAGCUUGUCGUCAUCUGUAGGUAAGAAGAAACAAAACCUCAUUCUUUGUGCCCACAUUUUAUGCCCAGUGCAUACAUAAAAAGUUUUCUCUUGUAUUAGCAAAUACACUUAAAACAAGCAUGGCAAAAUGACAAGUUAUGGAUGUAAAUGACUCAACAGGUAAAGGCACACACAUCUUGCUGAGCCUAGUGAUUUAGGCUGGAUCCUGGGACCCACAUGGGGAAGAAGAGAACUGACUGCUACAGACUGUCCUCUGGCCUCCACACCCGUGCCAAAGUCAUGUAUGCAAUCGUCUCCCCCAAACACACAAAUAAAUGUGACACAUUUUUUAAA